ACUACGGCCGGCAACCGCCCCAGCCCCCGCGUUCAACACUGGGCUGUCUGGAAGCCCGGCGAGGCGGCCGCUUGCGAGUUUGCCUUCCGCGUUCGGCCUUCGUUUCCCUGGGGGCGGCCAGGAGCCGCCGCGGCGGGCGGGAAGGUCCUGCGCCGGCGCCUCCCGGCCGCCAUCAUCCCGGCGUGCCCCGCGGCGGCAGGCCGAGCCGUCCGCCAUGUUGCGAUAGUUUGUUGUUUUCUUCCUGCGGAGGAGCAGGCCGGAGGGCCCCCACCCGCCGGCCGCGCCGCCUCCCGCACCCAGGCCCGGCCAGCCGCCCCCGUCCGCAGUCGUCCCCGCCCCCCGCCGCCCGUCCCCGGGCCCCGGCUGGCCCGGCGGCCCCCCCCAGCUGGCUUGGUGGGGCGAGGCUGAAGGCCGGGCCCAGCGAGCGCCAUGGCGGCCGCCCUGGGAGCGGGCGGAGGAGCGGGCGCCGGAGAUGAUGACUUUGACCAGUUUGAUAAGCCGGGUGCGGAGCGGUCCUGGAGGAGGAGAGCUGCGGACGAGGACUGGGACAGUGAACUUGAUGAUGACUUACUUGGAGAAGAUUUGCUGUCUGGCAAAAAGAAUCAAUCGGAUUUGUCAGAUGAAGAGCUAAAUGAUGAUCUCCUACAGAGUGAUAAUGAAGACGAAGAAAAUUUCUGUACUCAGGAUGUCACGAUCAGUCUGACUGCCACAUCAGACAUGGUCACAUCAUUUGAGAUGUCUGACACUAACGACCAGUCUGCAGAACAGGAAUCCGAGUAUGAGCAAGGAGAGGACGAACUCGUUUAUCACAAAUCGGAUGGGUCUGAACUGUAUGCUCAUGAGUACCCAGAAGAAGGGCAGUAUGAAGGCCACGACGCUGAGCUCCCAGAAGACCACAUUGAGUACGUGGAGGAGCCCGAGGAGGAGCAGCUGUACAAUGACGAGGUCCUAGACAUCGAGAUCAAUGAGCCUUUAGAUGAAUUCACAGAUGAAGAAUACUUGCAGGCUUGUGGGCAACAAGGGAUGAAAGAGCAGGAAGACUGUGUUGCUGAAGAGGAAUUAGAUGAGAUUACUGAUUCCCAGGUUGAUCCUGAAACCGAAGAGGGAGGCAUGGAGACUUUGGAGCUGCAGAAGGACAUCAAAGAAGAGUCGGAUGAAGAGGAUGAGGACGAUGAAGAAUCUGGACGAUUGCGUUUCAAAACUGAAAGGAAAGAAGGAACAAUCAUUAGGCUCUCAGAUGUAACUAGAGAGAGAAGGAACAUUCCAGAAACGCUGGAGCUUUCAGCAGAAGCCAAAGCCGCGCUGCUUGAAUUUGAAGAGAGGGAGCGGCAGCACAAGCAGGGCCGCUACGGCUCCAGGCGGGGAGGAAGGAGAGGAGGCUCGUCCCUGUGCCGCGGCGUGGGAGACCAGAGGAGGGAGAGCAGCGAGAGGGGCCGCGCCAAGGACCACAGGCCCGCUCUGCUGCCCACGCAGCCCCCCGUGGCGACGUACUCUCCAAGACUAAUUCCUCCUCCACAGCCUCAGCCGCCGCCGCCGCCGCCGCCGCCGCCGCCGCAGCAGCCGAUCCGCAGUCUGUUCCAGCAGCAGCAGCUCCAGCCCCUGCUGCCCCUGCAGCACCCGCACCACCCCUCGCCUCCGCAGGGGAUGCACAUGCCGCCCCAGAUCGAGGCCCCCCGCGUGAUGAUGACCCCUCCUCCCGUGACCCCGCAGCAGCCCAAGAACAUACACAUCAACCCCCACUUCAAAGGGGCCGUGGUGACACCCGUCCAAGUGCCCUUGCUGCCAGUCCCGAGCCAGCCGAGACCUGCGGUGGGACCCCAGAGAUUCCCAGGCCCUCCAGAGUUCCCGCAGCACACACCUGGCCCCGUCCCCAACAGCUUCAGCCAGCCCCCUCGGCUUCCUCUUCAGGACCAGUGGAGGGCCCCGCCCCCGCCCCAGGAGCGAGACCCUUUCUUCUUAGGAGUUUCAGGAGAGCCAAGGUUCCCGAGCCAUCUCUUCCUGGAGCAACGAAGUCCCCCCCCACCGCCUCCUCCUCCCACGCUCCUCAGCAGCGGUCACCCUGUGCCCACGCCCAGCCCCUUGCCGUUCACCCAGCCCGGCCCAGCGUUCAGUCAGCAGGGGCAGCAGCCUGUGUUCCCCAGAGAGAGGCCCGUGAGGCCAACCCUCCAGCCGCCAGGGCCUGUGGGGCUCCUGCACUUCAGCCAGCCGGGGUCUGCGGCCACGAGGCCCUUCAUCCCUCCUCGCCAACCCUUCCUGCCGGGCCCGGGACAGCCCUUCCUGCCCACCCACACGCAGCCCAGUCUGCAGGGGCCGCUGCAUCCCCCGCUGCCCCCGCCACACCAGCCGCAACCGCAGCCGCAGCAGCAGCCCCCGCUCCAGCCCCCGCUGCAGCCCCCGCUGCAGCCGCCCCCACCGCACCAGCCUCCGCACCAGCCGCAGCAGCACCACCACCACCUCUCCGUGCCACCCCCGCCGCUGAUGCCCGUGGCUCAGCCCCAGUUCAGGCCUCACAUGCCGGCGACCCAGCCUCAGCCCAGCAGCAGCCGGAUGCAGUGCCCCCAGCGCCCGGGGCUGCGGCACAGCACGGCUUCCCAGAACGUCACCAAGCGGCCAAUGCAGCAGAUGCAGCCCACGGCUCCGAGGAAUAGCAAUCUGCGCGAGUUGCCGAUCGCGCCGCCUCAUGUCAUCGAGAUGAGCACCAGCCGCUGCUCCUCCACGCCUGCGGCCCAAGUGAAGCCCAUCAUGAGCACGUCUCCCCCCUCGAGGCCCGGGCUGGGGCCCAGGAACGCGCAGGGGAAGGCCGAAGGGAGAGUCAAGCCGCUUAGCCCUGUGGGUCAGCCGAAAGAGGAAGCAAAGACCGAACCAGAGUUUCCUGAUGAAGAUGAAGAAACGAGGUUGUACCGUCUGAAGAUAGAGGAGCAGAAGCGCCUGCGAGAAGAGAUCCUGAAGCAGAAGGAGCUGCGGCGGCAGCAGCAGGCGGGCGCCCGGAAGAAGGAGCUGCUCGAGAGGCUGGCGCAGCAGCAGCCGCAGCCGCCGCCGCAGCUCUGUGCCCCGCCCACCCCCGCCGCUCCCGGCGAGCAGACGCCUGCCCCGCCACCUGCCAACGGCAACCCGCUGCUCCCCUUCCCGGGGCCUCCUCCGGUCAGACCCAACGUGAAAAACAGACUCCUUGUCAAAAACCAGGAUGCGGCCGUUGCAAACGUUCCACCCAAAACGUCGGGCUUUGUGCCGUCUGGUGCUCACACACAGUAUCCAGGACAACAGAUGAAGCCACUGAAACACUUGAGACAGGCCAGAGCCAUACCUCAGAGCCCAGCUCAGCACAGAGUCCUGCAGGUGAAGCCCGCCGGUGGGGAGGGGCCGCCGCCCCCCUCGCAGACCGCUCGGGCCGCAUCCCUCCAAGGCCGGCCCCCGGAGGCCAAGCCCGGCGCCAAGAGGACUGUCAUGCACCGGGCCAACAGCGGCGGUGGAGACGGGCCGCACGUCGGCUCCAAGGUCAGGGUGAUUAAGUUGUCAGGCGGGCAGGGAGGAGAGAGCGACGGCUUUUUUCACCCGGAGGGCCAGCCUCAGCGGCUCCCUCAGCCCCCAGAGGCGAGGCAGCAGCCCACCCGCAAGGUGACGCUGACCAAGGGGGCGCUCCAGCAGCCGCAGCACCCUGCGCCGGGGGCCCACAUGCACGCGGCCGGCCCGCCAGGCAUCAAGAGCAUCCAGGGGAUCCACCCGGCCAAGAAGGUGCUCGUGCAUGGCAGAGGCCGGGGCCUGGUGGGAGCCAUGGGCCGGGGCCGCCUGAUGCCCAACAAGCAGAACCUGCGGGUGGUGGAGUGCAAGCCUCAGCCCUGCGUCGUGUCUGUGGAGGGCCUCUCCUCAUCUACCACCGACGCCCAGCUGAAGAGCCUGUUGACGUCGGUGGGGCCCAUCCAGAGCUUGCAGAUGCUCCCCCAGCAGCGGAAAGCCAUAGCCAAGUUCAAGGAGCCAGCGCACGCGUUGGCAUUCCAGCAGAAGUUCCACAGGCACAUGAUAGACCUGUCCCACAUAAACGUGGCCCUGAUUGUCGAGUGACCUCCGCGGACGGGCUGACUGGGACGCCGAACACACACUGUGGAACUCCUCCGGAGCUGCGCGCAGAGGCCCCACGAGCCGAGUCUCUCCAUCCACAGCCCUGCCAGGCCGUUGUCUGAGACGCCCGACGGCCCAGAGUAGAUUCCAGAAGAGCUGGACUUGCGGGGCGUGGCAGACUCGAGUCGCUGUUGGAGCGUCCACGUUCUGUCGCCGCCACGAAGAACUGCAGUUUGGUUUCCUGUUGUUCUCCAAGUGCUCACAGUGCAUGUAGACCUUGUUCUUUGUGACCUUACUGUAUGACCGAUUCCAGUGACUUAGAGUCAGGAGAGACCAUCACCGUCACAGAUUCUCAGUGUUUUUCACAGCAAAGAAUACUUGAUAAUGGUUGCACUUAUCUUCAGUGCAGGCUAGACGAGUGUCUUCUCACCCAGCUUCACUCGCGUUCCUUUCUCAGAAGGCCCUCCAGGGCUCUUGUGGAAACGUAGAGGCAAAUUCGGGUGGCGAUAUCCUGGGAAGCAGGGCGUGCGGGUGGCUGGGAGUGGUGCCAGUUGUGCGGCAGAUUCUGCUUCUUGUAAAUAUUCCCAGAGCGCCAGCCCAGUUCCAGAGGGAAAGCCCCUUUCUACACUCUGCCCAGACACCAUGCAGACGCUGGUGGGCACUGGCGUGCGCCCCCGAGCUGAGUGCAGGUUUUGGGGCCCCGCUAGGGGAGGGUAGGCCAGCUGGAAGCUUGAAAGGGCCUGUUUGGUUUCUUCUUCAUUUUAGACACAGCCCCAGGAGGCAUAGUCAUGGCACCGGCUCUGGGAUACGUACGUGACUGUUGGGAAGCCUGGUUGUCGUUGCUGUGAUGAGCGUUUUCUUUUUUGAAGGCCUUUUGAGCAGGGGCUGUGCUGUCCUUCAGUGGGCCCGAAGCAGGGGCUGCUCGCACUGGCGUGUGGGCGGGCAGCUCCGGGGCUUGGGGUAGCUUCGCACAGGUGAGCCGCUCGCUCCCCGUAAAGUCAUCUUCAGCAAAAUCCGUUCUGGGCAAACGAUGACAGAAGUGCCUUACUGCAUUUGUGCUCAUGCAGGAGUCUCACUGUUUGGGUUUAUUCUAACAUGGGCCUGAACUAUUGGAGCAGAUGAUAACUGGGGCAUACUCAGACUUUUUAGCUGAAUUUUAUACGUAAAAUUUCCUGUCACAUUUAUUAGUAGAAUUAAGGGAAAGAGACGCCUGUUGCUGAUUAGCACAGCGAGGUCCCUCAGUAGGGCACCCCUUUCUCAGCUUUCUCGUGGGUAGCUGAGACACAGGUCAUGUGAUCUUGUAUCUUCUUGUUUUCACAGUUGAAAUUUUAUGUUUUUCAAAUUAAGUCACCAGAACUUCAGGGGAGUGUUGAGACCCACGAGCCUCUGUAACGCUGACUCCACAGUGCGCCACGUGCUAGGAGGGAGCCUGCAACCUGAAGGUGGGUGCUCAUGGCCGCUGCUCGGAGGCUGCAGUUCAGGAAGCUGUAGGCACUGGUAGAACACGCUAGAUCACCUCUCGCUGGGAGCGCCCGGCCACUGGUGUGCCCGCCCCCCAACCCAUCUUCACAAGUAGAUGCAGGUGUGUUCACACGAGUGUGGCUCAGUCCACAGAGAGCUGGGCUGAAGCGGCAAGUGGGGUACUGCAGGCGCCAUGCGGGGGCGUCCAGGCCACCUACCCCCCCGGGCGGCGGGAGGCUCACAGUUAAGGGGCUUGUUCAGGGCUUGAUGGCGCAGUAAAAUGAGCCUGCCGAUUUCACCGCUUUUUGAAAUGGUCUGAGUGUGCUAUGACUUUGAAGCUAAAAACCUGCCCGUUGUCUCCAUGACGUAGCUAGGCACCGUUUUUUCUGGUUAGCGAUAAUAAACUAGCUAGGCACCCUUUUUUCGAGUUAGUGAUAAUAAACGAAUCCUAUUUGGGCACCUUGUUCACGGCGGCCCUCAUGGCUACCCUAAGGGCUGCUUUUGUGUUGUCUGAGCCCGACAUGGUGCCCCGGGAUGCGUGUGCGUCUGUAACUGUCUGCACACACCCGGAACACGCUUUCUAUGGAUAGAACAUUCUUGAAUGGCCAUCGGCUAAGUCGGCCAGGCCUUCCGUCAAGGCCUGGUUAGAGAGGUUCCCCGUGGUCGCCUCCUGACACGCUGGGCCCGUGGGCACGGGCUUUCAGUGCCGGCCAGGCCUGAGGACGCAGCCUCGGUUUCCUUGAGGAAACUGGGAAAGGAAGGAGCAGAGUUAGGAAGGAGCAGUGUUGCCGCCUCGCGCACCGCGCAGCGCAGCGCAGCCAGCCUACCGCACGCUGAGCCCUCUGGGAAGAUCUGUUGCAACCAUUAUCUUUGUUCUUCAUUUAUCAUGCAUUUAAAGUGAGACGCAGAAGCAGUUAACACACUAUGUAAAUAUGGACCUUUUAAAAUUAAAUCCUUAAGAGAGAUGCUUUCAGUUCAGCAACAUCGCAGCUGUUUGUUAGUUCUUUUGUGUUGUCUUAUCGAAGUUUAAUGGAUACAGUUCCAUAAUGUUGAUGUGUUUGUGUGUAUAUUCGAUUUUUAUAAAGAUGGUAGUAAGUCAAUACA
Molecule: messenger RNA, 6621 nt
Organism: Capra hircus (goat)
Lineage: Eukaryota; Metazoa; Chordata; Mammalia; Artiodactyla; Bovidae
Gene: RBM33
Product: RNA binding motif protein 33
Exons: 19
Coding region: 430-4059 (1209 amino acids)
Molecular function (GO): RNA binding
Source: RefSeq, a predicted model, not a curated record